AAGGAGAUCAAAGAUCAUCGACAUAAAAAGAAAAUUUCUUGGACGCAUACACAUGUGCUUAUUUAUAUAUCUCUUGAAACAUGAAGAUUUUUAGUUGGGUUCAAAGAAGACUUAGUGGAAAGAAGCAUGAGUCAGCUUCAGAUUCUUCUCAAGAAUCAUCAGGGCCUGCUUUGGGUAAAGACCUCCAAAGUUGGCCUCAAGAUGAAGAAACCUUCUUAGCCAUUGGAACACUUGGAAACAAUAUCAUCUCCAAGGAAGAAGAGGAAGAAGACACAGAUUCUAGCAAAGAUCUCACUGCCACUAAUACAGAUGUUAGUAUUGGAAAGAAGAAAUCGCUCUCUUUUCUUCUCAAGAAAAUGUUUGUUUGCACAAGUGGCUUCAAAACUCCACCUCCUCUUCUUGAUUUGUCUAGAGAUUCAUUGCCUAAUACAAGAAUGGAAAAGAUGCUAAGGACAAUACUUAACAAGAAGAUACAUCCACAACGUUCAAAUGCUAUAGCAAAGAAGUAUUUGGAGAAUCAUAAGAUUAUAGAUGAAGCUCGUUCAAGUGUCGACGCCAAGAAAUGGGUCAAUACUGAUUCUGAAUGAAUCAAAUGAGUGGUGUAAGCUCAAGUGUUCAAGACAUGAAGAAUAAACAUGAAGAUGAUGGGUC
Messenger RNA from Brassica oleracea var. oleracea, 651 nucleotides. RefSeq lists its product as uncharacterized. The coding region runs from base 81 to 587 and encodes 168 amino acids. Lineage: Eukaryota; Viridiplantae; Streptophyta; Magnoliopsida; Brassicales; Brassicaceae. The record is from RefSeq and is a predicted model, not a curated record. Gene Ontology annotation, biological process: gravitropism; regulation of growth. The transcript has 5 exons.